This is a messenger RNA of Phyllostomus discolor (pale spear-nosed bat), 3999 nucleotides long. RefSeq names its product adducin 1 (gene ADD1). Lineage: Eukaryota; Metazoa; Chordata; Mammalia; Chiroptera; Phyllostomidae. Gene Ontology annotation, cellular component: adherens junction; focal adhesion; plasma membrane. The transcript has 17 exons. Gene Ontology annotation, biological process: barbed-end actin filament capping; positive regulation of adherens junction organization; positive regulation of establishment of endothelial barrier. The record is from RefSeq and is a predicted model, not a curated record. Bases 148 to 2568 code for a protein of 806 amino acids. Gene Ontology annotation, molecular function: actin filament binding.
CGGACCGGGGGAGCGGGGCGGACAGGGGCGGAGCCGGAGUCCGAGGCCGAGCUGGAGCCGGAGGCGACGGGCGGCGGCCGCACUCGGACUUGGGAAUCCUGCGCGCUGCCCGCGUUUCGUCCGUGAGGGGCCCGGAAAGCUUGUGCAAUGAAUGGUGAUACUCAGGCCGCAGUGGUGACCUCACCGCCCCCGACCACAGCCCCUCACAAAGAGAGGUACUUCGACAGGGUGGACGAGAACAACCCAGAAUACCUGCGAGAGAGGAACAUGGCGCCUGACCUUCGCCAGGACUUCAACAUGAUGGAGCAGAAGAAGAGGGUGUCCAUGAUUCUGCAGAGCCCCGCUUUCUGUGAAGAGCUGGAGUCAAUGAUACAGGAACAAUUUAAGAAGGGGAAGAACCCCACCGGCCUGCUGGCCUUGCAGCAGAUUGCCGAUUUUAUGACCACGACCGUUCCCAACGUCUACCCGGCAGCCCCGCAAGGAGGGCUGGCCGCCCUGAACAUGAGUCUUGGCAUGGUGACUCCUGUGAACGACCUGAGAGGGUCCGAUUCGAUCGCCUACGACAAAGGGGAGAAGUUGCUGCGCUGCAAACUGGCGGCACUUUACAGGCUGGCGGAUCUGUUUGGGUGGUCUCAGCUCAUCUACAACCACAUCACGACCAGAGUGAGCUCGGAGCAGGAACACUUCCUCAUUGUACCUUUUGGGCUGCUCUUCAGCGAGGUGACCGCAUCCAGCUUGGUGAAAAUAAACCUACAAGGAGAUAUCGUAGACCGUGGGAGCACUAAUCUAGGAGUAAAUCAGGCUGGCUUCACGUUACACUCUGCAAUUUAUGCCGCGCGCCCGGACGUGAGGUGUGUGGUGCACAUUCACACACCGGCAGGGGCCGCGGUCUCCGCGAUGAAAUGUGGCCUCCUGCCCAUCUCCCCAGAGGCCCUGUCCCUUGGAGAAGUGGGCUAUCAUGACUAUCAUGGGAUUUUGGUGGAUGAAGAGGAGAAGAUUCUAAUUCAGAAAAACUUGGGGCCCAAGAGCAAGGUUCUCAUUCUCCGGAACCACGGGCUGGUGUCGGUCGGGCAGAGCGUCGAGGAGGCCUUCUUCUACAUCCACAGCCUCGUGGUCGCGUGCGAGAUCCAGGUUCGAACUCUGGCCAGUGCAGGAGGGCCAGACAACCUAGUGCUCCUGGACCCUGGGAAGUACAAAGCCAAGUCCCGCUCCCCGGAGUCCCCCGCAGGGGAGAGCACCGGCGCCCCUCCUCAGUGGCUGGUCGGCGAGCAGGAGUUUGAAGCCCUCAUGCGGAUGCUCGAUAACCUGGGCUACAGGACCGGCUACCCGUACCGAUACCCGGCUCUGCGGGAGAAGUCGAAGAAGUACAGCGACGUGGAGCUCCCUGCUGCUGUCACAGGUCUCUCCUUUGCUAGUGACGGCGACGCGGGCACUUGCUCCCCGCUCAGACACAGUUUUCAGAAGCAGCAGCGAGAGAAGACAAGGCGGCCGAACUCUGGCCGGGGGGACGCUGCCUCCGAGGAAGGGCAGAGCGGAAGCAGCCCCAAGUCGAAGACUAAGGUGUGGACGAACAUUACACACGAUCACGUGAAACCUUUGCUGCAGUCUCUCUCGUCCGGUGUCUGCGUGCCAAGCUGUAUUACCAACUGCUUGUGGACUAAAGAGGAUGGACAUAGAACUUCCACCUCUGCCGUCCCUAACCUGUUUGUUCCGUUGAACACAAACCCGAAAGAGGUCCAGGAGAUGAGGAACAAGAUCCGAGAGCAGAACUUACAGGACAUUAAGACGGCCGGUCCCCAGUCCCAGGUUUUGUCUGGUGUAAUGAUGGACAGGAGCCUCGUCCAGGACGCACCCCUGUCCGACUGCACGGAGACAAUCGAAGGGCUCGAGCUCACAGAGCAGACCUUUAGUCCAGCUCAGUCUCUCUCUUUUAGAAAGGGGGAGCUGGUGACAGCCUCCAAGGCCAUCAUUGAGAAGGAGUACCAGCCCCAUGUCAUUGUGAGCACCACGGGCCCCAACCCCUUCACCACGCUCACCGACCAGGAGCUGGAGGAGUACCGCAGGGAGGUGGAGCGCAAGCACAAGGGCCCCUCAGAGCGCGCGGACGAGGCCGCAGAGCAGAGAGGCGGUAGCCCUCCGGAGCGCCCCGCCGCCGCCAGCACCCCUGUCAAGCUGGGCGAAGACCUGCCACGGGACCCCGCUUCAGGAGACGACGGCGAAGCCGCCACCUCUAAGCCGACUCUCCCUGACCUGUCCCCGGAUGAGCCUUCAGAAGCGCUUGGCUUCCCUGCGCUGGAGGAGGAGGAGGAGGAGGAGGAGGGGGAGGGGCUUGGCGAAGCCCGCGGCCCUCCAAGCCCCGCCAGGUCCUCCACGGUGGCCAGCCCCGAGCCGGCCCCAGCCCCAGCCCCGGCCCCGGGGGCUGAGGAGGCCUCCUCCCCCGCCGCCGAGGAGGGUGCCGCGGCCGACCCAGGCAGUGACGGGUCUCCAGGCAAGUCCCCCUCCAAAAAGAAGAAGAAGUUCCGCACCCCUUCCUUCCUGAAGAAGAGCAAGAAGAGGAGCGACUGCUGAAGGCCCGCCCGUCCAAACCGACUCUCUCUCGUGUUGUCUUCCCGGUAAUGGAAUGCUGAGCCCACCCCCAUGUAGCUAGAGACCCCCCACCCCGCCCGACCCAGCCCCUCGCGGACCGGUGCUAACCUCCUGUGCUCCAACGGGCCUCCCGCGGCGCCGGGGCUGCAGCCUCGGUCCGGGGAGGCUCCGUCCCGUGUCCCCCUCCGUGCUCACCUGGCUGCUCCUCCAGUCCCGCUCCCUGGGGGCAUCCAUCCGGUCAGGGCUCCGGCUGCACGGAGGCCCUGCAGCGCUGGCCCUGACCGCUCUCGCUCUCCUCCUGUUGUGAAGUGACCGCGCUCGGCCCUGCUAGGCUCCCCCCACCCCACGGUCUCAGGUGCCUGGCCCAGACGUCCCUGCUGGCCUCCCCUGCUCGGCGGCUCCCUUUGCUCACGUACACAGGGCCUCGGUGAGAGCCCCCUGUGCUUGCCCACGGCCCGGGGCGGCAGCGGCCUCAGGGAGGCGGGCGGGCUCAGCCGGACACCCAGCAGCAGGCGGGCCUGUGUGCGCCCGGCGCAGCCUACGCACGGCCUGACCGGUCCCCCGGCCAGAUCAGAUUCAGGGCUCAGUGUCUUACUGGGGCCUCUCGGCUCCCGUCACAGGGAGGGUGUGUAGUCGGGGAAGAGUCCUUUCCAGAAUUUUCUUUCAGCAGAUUUGCAGUUCAUCUUACGUUGCUAGCUGUGAGCACGAACGGUGACUUGUGUCCUUUCUCUUCGCCUGUCUGGGGGCGGUUCGGGACAGAGGGGGUCUGCUCCUGACCUCGUCCUAAGACAGACCUGGGGUUGGCCAAGGGCGGCUCAAGGCAGAAGCCGGCCCUGGGUGUCCCCGUAGCCGCCAGGCCCCCGUCGCUCCUGGAGCCCUAACUGGCCCUCCUCCACUUCUGUGAACUGUCCGUGAACUCCGCCCCCUGGAAAAGAGCGUAAAGCUCCCUCGUGGGAGCCAACGGGCGGCCACACGGGCUCCUCAAGGGGACCGAGUCCGGGAGCUGCCUGGUGCCAGCCUGCCCGCCCCCUCUUGUCCCAGAAGCCCCUCGGGGAAGCCCCAGAGGUGGGCUCAGUCCCACAGGUCUGACCCCCCGGCAGGGCCGAAGCGGGCUACAUGGCACCACCCACCACGCUGAGCUCCCCGGCGAGCACACUGCUUCCCCAUGUGCUGACGGUCGCCACCCGGGUGCAGCCUGCUCCCUGCUCCGCCCCGUCCUCGAGUCAGCCACGGACUCUUCCUCGGGCCCGCCCUCCAUCCCACACGUGUGGCGCCUUUAAUUUCCCUUGGUAGUUUACUCUAACUUUGUAUCACACACGGAGUGUAGUCGCACAUGCAGACACAGGCCCUGUGCCCUUUCUUCAUCGUGCCGCAUUUCUCUCACGAAUAAAGGUCUUUAACCUGUGCCCUGUC